UCUUGUUUGUAUUUCCUUUUGCCUUUGCAUGUUUAUGUGGCAGACAUGGAGGUGGAGUUAAUGAUGAGUUAUAGAAACAGAAACAGUUUAACAGCGAAAAUGGAAGAAAACGCAGUCCAAGAAGCAGCUUCAGGGCUCGAAAGUGUUGAGAAACUCAUCAGUUUACUUUCCCAAACUCAACAACAAAACAAUGGCAGCGAUUUAUCAAUGGACUGCAAAGCUGUUGCAGACGUUGCCGUUUCCAAGUUCAAGAGAGUUAUAUCGCUUCUGGGUCGAAUCAGGACCGGACACGCCCGUUUCAGAAGAGCACCGGCAAAUCCAGAGCCAGAAACCAAGGCGGUUUAUAACGCAACGCCGUUACAGCAGAUUCCCCCACCUCAUCAUCCUCCGCAUCGUGAUCAUGAUUUUUUAACGGUGAAAAGUGGGGGUUUAGAGAGGAAAGAUUCAUCAACGACCAUCGAUUUUUCAUACUCUUCUGCUGGGAAUUCCUUCAUGUCGUCCUUGAUGGGAUAUACUGAUAGUAAACAACCAUCUUCAUCAUCCGCGUUUCAAAUCACCAAUCUUUCUCAGGUUUCCUCAGCUGGGAAGCCUCUUUUGUGUUCUUCUUUGAAGAGGAAGUGUAGCUCUGAGAACAUGGGUUCGGGCAAGUGCAGUGGCUCUUCUGGUCGUUGCCAUUGCUCUAAGAAAAGAAAGAUGAGAUCAAAGAGGGUUGUAAGGGUUCCAGCAAUAAGCUUGAAAUUGGCUGAUAUUCCACCAGAUGAUUACUCAUGGAGGAAAUACGGUCAAAAACCAAUCAAGGGGUCUCCGCAUCCUAGGGCUUACUAUAAGUGCAGCAGUGUAAGAGGAUGUCCAGCUCGCAAACAUGUGGAAAGAGCCUUAGAUGAUCCAUCGAUGCUAAUAGUUACCUACGAAGGCGACCAUAACCAUUCCCUAGCUGUUGCAGAAACCACCAAUCUCAUCCUGGAGUCCAGUUAAGAUCGAAACAACACUGGCCCUUCGUCCAGAAAAAUCCCAGAAAUCAU
Hibiscus syriacus is the source of this 1022-nucleotide messenger RNA. RefSeq names its product probable WRKY transcription factor 15. The transcript has 3 exons. Bases 46 to 975 code for a protein of 309 amino acids. Gene Ontology annotation, biological process: regulation of DNA-templated transcription. Lineage: Eukaryota; Viridiplantae; Streptophyta; Magnoliopsida; Malvales; Malvaceae. The record is from RefSeq and is a predicted model, not a curated record. Gene Ontology annotation, molecular function: DNA-binding transcription factor activity; sequence-specific DNA binding.